Messenger RNA from Didymodactylos carnosus, 495 nucleotides. The record is from the annotation of a GenBank genome assembly. NCBI's taxonomy places the organism in Eukaryota, Metazoa, Rotifera, Eurotatoria, Philodinida, Philodinidae.
AUGAGGGGAGGGGUACUCUUAAACAAUUAUCUCCUCCAUUUCGUUUUAUGGCACCCAUUAGACACUUUGAAUACCAAAACUUCAACUGAUUAUGAUAAUUUAACUAUCGUGAUAAAUCCAAAGCCACCGAAGCGAAGUGAUGCUGCAGUUAUUCCUUUUCGACGUUAUGUUAAAUGUCUCAACAGUGUUCGUCAACCACAGUUUUUUACCAAUGGUCUCAAUGCUUGGCUUGAACAAGGAAAACAGGAAAUUUAUUUUACACAACAAAACGCUCGAUGUAUUGGUUCAAUGAUCGAUGAUUGUUCUAUAUCUGAUGCAAUUCGGUUGGAUAUUGAAGCUGAAUCAACAAAAUUACCUAUGAUGUGUAAAUUAUGGAUCAUAGGUAUGAAAAAAGUUUCUCUAACAGGAUAUCAUAAAUGCUUGUCUAUCUAUCUCUCCCUAGUUGACGGCGCUGUUACUGAGCGCGGUAAACCUCAUAUGGUUCAAGAUGCAGCU